CCCUCGCAGGCUCCGCCCCUGCAGGCUCCGACCCCCGGCGGCCGCCCGCUUCCUCGUUCGCUUCCCGCCGCUGCCCGGCCAUUGGCUUCGUGCGGCGCCGCGCCGGCCCGCCCUGGUUCCCGAAAAUCUCCUUUGGGUAUCUGAAGUCCAUAUGGCUAUGUAUGAUGAAGACCUUUUGAAAAAUCCCUUUUAUUUGGCUAUUCAGAAGCGACGUCCUGAUCUCUGCAGCAAAGUUGCAGAACUUCAUGGUAUUGUAUUAGUUCCGUGCAAAGGAAGCCUUUCAAGCAACUGUCUUUCCAACUGCCAGUUUGAAUCUUAUGUACUGAAGCCACUAGAAGAAAAUUUUCAGACCUUAAAUGGAAAGGAGAUCUUCAUACAAGGAAAUCUUGUCAUCUUAGGAACCGGUUUUAACUAUCAUCUCUCGGUACCUGUUCUUUUUGAGGAAACAUUUUACAAUGAAAAAGAAGAGAGCUUUAGUAUUUUGUGCAUAGCUCAUCCACUGGAAAAAACAGAAAACUCAAAUGAAUCUACAGCUUCAUCAAACCUUUAUUCUCUUAAAAAUAUUGAAGAUGUUAGAGAAUUCUUGGGAAGGCACUGUGAGAGAUUUGAUAAAUACAUAGGAUCUUUCUACCGAACAUUUAAAGAACAUGAACGGAAAAGCCUCCGCCACUACAUAGAUUCUGUCAGUGCACUUUAUACCAAAUGUCUCCAGCAUCUUCUGAGAGAUUCACACUUGAAGUUGCUUGCGAAGCAAGAAGAACAAAUGAAUCUGAUUAAACAAGCAGUUGAAAUGUAUGUCCACCAUGCUAUUUAUGAUCUAGUCUUUAAAUAUGUGGGGACUAUUGAGGCAAGUGAGGAUGCUGCUUUUAACAAAAUCACAAGAAGCCUUCAAGACCUCCAGCAAAAAGACAUUGGAGUAAAGCCUGAGUUUAGUUUUAAUAUUCCACGUGCGAAGCGAGAACUGAGUCAGCUGAACAAAUGUACUUCCCCUCAACAGAAGCUACUUUGUCUACGAAAAGUGGUACAAAUUAUCAUGCAGUCUCCUAACCAAAGAGUUAACAUGGAAACCAUGUGUGCAGAUGAUCUUCUCUCUGUCUUGCUGUAUUUACUUGUAAAAACAGAAAUCCCAAACUGGAUGGCCAACUUGAGUUACAUCAAAAACUUCAGGCUUUGCAGUUCGGUGAAGGAUGAAUUGGGAUACUGUCUAACCUCAAUUGAGGCUGCAAUAGAAUACAUACGACAAGGCAACCUCUCUGACAGAUCAACAGAAUCCGAUAGGCUGUACGACAAGUUGCUUUUAAAACAAAGGAUGAACUUUUUGUCCCAGAUGUCUACUACUCCGAUAGAUUGCUUAUUUAAGCAUAUUGCUUCAGGUAAUCAGGAGGAAGUGGAGCGAUUACUAAGUCAAGGUGACAGUGAUAAGGACACUGUACAAAAAAUGUGUCAUCCGCUCUGUUACUGUGACAAAUGUGAGAAGCUAGUUUCUGGGAAACUGAAUGAUCCUUCAAUUGUCACUGCAUUUUCCCGAGAUGACCGGGGAUAUACACCACUUCAUAUAGCUGCUAUUUGUGGGCAAACAUCAUUAGUGGAUUUACUAGUAGCCAAAGGAGCCAUUGUCAAUGCUACAGAUUACCAUGGUUCAACUCCACUUCACCUUGCCUGUCAGAAGGGAUAUCAAAACGUUACACUUCUCUUAUUGCACUAUAAGGCAAGUACUGACGUUCAGGACAAUAAUGGAAAUACUCCACUCCAUUUAGCCUGCACCUAUGGUCAUGAGGAUUGCGUUAAAGCAUUAGUCUACUAUGAUGUGCAUUCCUGUAGACUAGAUAUUGGAAAUGAAAAGGGAGAUACUCCUCUCCAUAUAGCUGCUCGUUGGGGUUAUCAAGGGAUCAUUGAAGUGCUUUUGCAAAAUGGGGCAAAUCCAAGUACUCAAAACCGGAUGAAAGAGACUUCGCUACAGUGUGCAUUAAAUUCCAAGAUUUUGUCACUGAUGGAAUUAAACUAUCUAACCUUUGAGCGGGGACAGAGUGCUUCUGAGUCACCACUUAGGUCUCCUCAGCACUCAACAGAAACUUUCAGCAGAGGAUCAUCUGUCUCUAGUUUGUCAUCAGCAUCAAUUGAUGUGAGGCAAGAUGAAGUGAAGAACAGUUAUAAAGAGGUGGAGAAACUCCUAAGAGCAGUUGCUGAUGGAGAUCUGGAAAUGGUACGUUAUCUCUUGGAAUGGACAGAAGAAGACUUAGAAGACGAAGAUGAUGCAGUCAGUACAUUGAAACCAGAAUUCUGCCAUCCAUUAUGCCAGUGCUCAAAAUGUGGGCCAGCACAAAAGAAAUUUGCAAGGGUCCCUGCUAGUGGCCUUGGUGUAAAUGUGUCAAAUCAAGAUGGUUUUACGCCAUUGCAUAUGGCUGCACUGCAUGGACACUCUGACCUUGUCUCUCUGUUGUUGAAACAUGGAGCCAGUAUCAGUGCCAAGAAUGCAGAACAUGCAGUGCCUCUUCAUUUAGCCUGCCAGAAAGGUCACUCCCAGGUGGUAGAAUGUCUAAUGAAUUAUAAUGCCAAACAAAAUAAAAAGGAUGCAUAUGGAAAUACUCCUUUAAUUUAUGCAUGCUUGAAUGGUCACUAUGAGACUACUGCCUUGUUGUUACAGCAUGGAGCUUCUGUUAACCUUUCUAAUGCCAAAGGAAAUACAGCACUGCAUGAGGCUGUGAUAGGGAAAAAUGAAGCCCUGGUAGACUUGCUGCUUCAGAAUGGUGCAGUGACACACAUACAGAAUGAAAUGAACUGUACCCCUGCAGACUGUGCUGAGCCGAACUCAAAUAUCAUUAAGUUGCUGGAAACAGCAGCAAGCUAUGUACCUGCAUCAGCAGAGGAAGAAAAGGAAUGUGAGCAGCAUGCUACUAUCAAGAUAAGAAGAAAAGUGAAUGAGCCAUGUGAGAAAGCUGAUGAUCCCAUAAGAAGACAACAUCAACUCGUCCAAUCAAUUAACAGAUUUAACAAAGCAAAACACGUACGGAGAACAAUAACAAGAGAUAAAAGUGUCCCCAGUUUUGACUAUCAGUUCUUGCACCAGGUGGAGACUUUUUGCAAGGGAGGUAGCAAAAUGGAUGUUGCAUUGUCAGCUGUAUCACAGCUAUAUGGUGUGUUAGCUAUUAAAAGCUUCGAUAAAACCAAGUUAAAAUCUGUUGAAACACUGGACCAGAACAAAGCUAAGAUUAUUGAUGCAGAAUGCAGUGGCAAAUUUAUGAAACAUGACGACAUGAUAGAAACUCCUUGUAGGAGUAAAUUAAUGCACCGGAGACACACCGUUCCACUUUCAGCAGAGAGUGGCAGUGGUAAUAGUUUAUCCAGCCCUGGAAGUCCAAGUAUUUCACAAUCAAAAGACUGCUGUGAUGACUUGCUUUCCAAACAUUGACAAAGAAGCGCAACCGUGAUGUCAAAAGCUGAGGAACUAGCUGGUGUUGAUUUCAGUAUCCAUUUGCUGCAUAUCAAAGAACUUGCUGACACUUGUAAGCUAUGCCUUCAGAAGAGAAUACAGGGAUGACUGUUCAGCAGAAACAGAAUGUUCCCAGAACUCUUGAAGACUGAAUCUGUCUUGGAGGUAACUGCAGAGCCAGAUCGUUACUGAUCUCAACAAACAGGGAAGUACUGAUGUAUGUAGGCAGUAAAGUUACCUUCCUGUUCUACUUAGCACUUACUAAAAAAUCAUAUAUAACAGUAAAACAGACCAAACCCUGUAUUGUAUUUUUUCAGCCAUCCACUUUGUUUUUAAAGUCUUUGAAUAAUUUUCACAUUUUCGGUUUUUACCACUACA
Molecule: messenger RNA, 3808 nt
Organism: Phasianus colchicus (ring-necked pheasant)
Lineage: Eukaryota; Metazoa; Chordata; Aves; Galliformes; Phasianidae
Gene: ANKRD27
Product: ankyrin repeat domain 27
Biological process (GO): early endosome to late endosome transport; neuron projection morphogenesis
Cellular component (GO): early endosome; plasma membrane; transport vesicle
Molecular function (GO): guanyl-nucleotide exchange factor activity; SNARE binding
Source: RefSeq, a predicted model, not a curated record